AUGAAGUUUUCUACACUUUUUGCUACUUUCUCCGCCGCCGCUUCCCAGGAUGUGCGAGGAAUCAAGCCGCCAGGACGACUUGAAAAGACGCAGAACAACUUCAAGCUGUGGCUAUCCCAAAACAUCGUCGACCAAGCCGCCGUCCAAAGAUGGUCUGAUCGAGUGGACAAAAUGGCCGCCAACAUGCUCAGUGCUUACGGCCGAGCAAACUGUGGUUUCUACGACUCUUCUUUGACCAACGGUGGUCCAGACCCAAACCCAGAUCUUCGACCCAACGGCAAGCCAAGAAAGACCUUCGAGCGAAAACGACGAGAAGUUGAGGACGAGGAUCUCCGAUUCGACGAGACCAAUCCUCUCAAGGGACUGACCCAGAUCACCAAGCAAUUCCGAGUCUGGUCCGAGCGACACAUCAACGAAUGCGGCGGUCAGCGACGAUUCAACCACAUCGCUCGACGAAUGGACAAAUUUGUCAGCAAGCUCGGAACUCGAUGGGAAAAUCAAGCCUAA
Oikopleura dioica is the source of this 507-nucleotide messenger RNA. The record is from the annotation of a GenBank genome assembly. NCBI's taxonomy places the organism in Eukaryota, Metazoa, Chordata, Appendicularia, Copelata, Oikopleuridae.